Molecule: messenger RNA, 3337 nt
Organism: Corvus hawaiiensis (hawaiian crow)
Lineage: Eukaryota; Metazoa; Chordata; Aves; Passeriformes; Corvidae
Gene: CASP9
Product: caspase 9
Exons: 10
Coding region: 584-1789 (401 amino acids)
Biological process (GO): apoptotic process; regulation of apoptotic process; intrinsic apoptotic signaling pathway in response to DNA damage
Cellular component (GO): cytoplasm
Source: RefSeq, a predicted model, not a curated record
UGAGAGGGGCCCUCAGCCCUGGGUGUCCCUGGCUGCAGGGAGGGCUCAGGGCAGGGCCAGGCUCUGCUCCGGGGGCCAGCAGCGGCCCCAGAGCACCGGGCAGGAACUGAUGCACAGGAAGUUCUAUCUGAACGUGAGGAAGAACUUCUUGCUGUGCGGGUGACACAGUGCCCAGAGAGGGUGUGGAGUGCCCAUCCCUGGAGGUAUUUAAAAGCAAACAAACAAAACACCAAAACACAAAAGGACGGAAUCCUGUUUCGUGUGCUCUGGGAUGACCCUUCUGGACCACACCAGGGCUCUUCCAGCCUGGCUCCCUGUGUGAUUCUGAGACUCUGAGGCGGCGGCGCUUCCGGGCAGCGAGCGGUGGUUCCGGGGCAGAGCGGCGGCUCCGGGAAGAGACCGGCAGCGGCUCCGGGGAUUGAGCGGCGGCUCCGGGAACAGACCGGCAGCGGCUCCGGGGAUUGAGCGGCGGCUCCGGGAAGAGACCGGCAGCGGCUCCGGGGCAGAGCGGCGGCUCCGGGAAGAGACCGGCGGUGGUUCCGGGGCUGAGCGGCGGCUCCGGCAGCGCCCAGGGCUCCGGGCCAUGGAGGAGCAGCAGCGCCGGGCGCUGCGGCGCGGGCGGGCCCGGCUGGUGGCAGCGCUGCGGGUGGAGCCGCUCUGGGACCCGCUGGAGCAGCGCGGGCUCUUCACCCGGCCCAUGCUGGAGGAGCUGCAGAGUGCUGGCAGCCGAGGAGAGCAAGCCCGACAGCUGAUCAUCGACCUGGAGACUCGAGGGAAGCAGGCUUUCCCUGCUUUCCUCUCCAUCCUGAGGGACACCGGGCAGGGUGACCUCGCUGAGAUGCUGAUCCAGGAGUGCGAAUCCCGGCCAGUGCUGCCGCAGCUGCCGGACCUGCGGCCCGUGGAGCUGGAGCUGCGGGAAGAAAAACAGCGUAAAAAUGUGACCCCUCACGAACAUUUGUCUAUCUCAGUCCAAGCUGAGAGUGAAAGACCUCGAAUACCUCCUGUGCCAGCCCGGGGUUCAGCUGUUGACAAGAGGAGCCGUGACCUGGUUUAUGAGAUGAAAACAGAUCCCUGUGGACACUGCCUGAUCCUCAAUAACGUCAAUUUCUCCAGAGACUCGGGUCUCUCGACCCGAGAAGGCUCCGACAUCGACUGUGAGAAGCUGGAGAGGCGCUUCAAGGCCUUGCGCUUCACCGUCCUGACGCGGCGGGAUCUGAAAGCUCAGGAAAUUGUUUUGGAGCUGCAGAAGCUGUCACGGCAGGACCACAGUGCUUUGGACUGCUGCAUCGUGGUCAUCCUUUCCCAUGGCUGUCAGACGAGCCAUAUUCAGUUUCCCGGAGGCAUUUACGGAACGGAUGGAAAACCCAUUCCCAUAGAAAAGAUUGUGAACUAUUUCAAUGGGUCCAAUUCCCCGAGUUUGAGAGGAAAACCCAAACUGUUCUUCAUCCAGGCCUGUGGUGGAGAACAAAGAGAUCAAGGCUUUGUAGUGGAUUGUGAUUCGCCUGAAGAGGAAGCUCCUGGGGGUUCUUUGGAAUCGGACGCGACCCCGUUUCGGGUGCCAUCGGAUAACGUGGAUGAGCCCGAUGCCGUCGCCUGUUUGCCCACACCCAGCGACAUCUUGGUUUCCUACUCAACUUUUCCAGGUUUUGUCUCCUGGAGGGAGAAGUCGAGUGGCUCGUGGUAUGUGGAAAUGCUGGACAGUGUGCUGGAGCAAUAUGCCCAUUCAGAAGAUCUGCUGGGCAUGUUAGUGAGGUGCCUCCUGAAGGCUCCUCUGAAGUGGGAAGAGUAGGAACCUUCACUCGUGUCUGCUGUUACUGGGUCAUUUCUAAUCUGGCUGUGCCCGCCUAUGGAGUUCCAGCAGGAAACUGAUGAGGAUUCAUUGGAAUAUCAGAGCUGAGGUAAAGUACUUGAGGAGCUGCUGCAGUGAUGGCCGUGGGUCAGAAAUCCAGCAUCUCUGUUGGAUUUUGAGGAGGGAAAGCAUCCUUGGAGCUACCCUUGGGAGGUGCAGAGGCCUUAGGGUAGGUCUGUGCUGAGGGGUGCUUGGGGAUUUCCAGGGAACCUGGGAAUAUCCAGUCUGCUUCUGCAGUCACUGAGUAUUUCCAUGCUCCUUUGGGAGCAUUUCAGGUGGUUUGAGGGUGCUGCAGGAGGGAGCCAGGGCUGCCUGGAGCACCAUAAGGAGGCUCCAGCUGGAGCUGGGGUGUGGCUGUGAUGGCCUUGCCUGUGCUCAGGGGUUUGUGAGAGCUCAUGGUUGUCUCCUUCCCCAUUCCCCUUCCCCAUUCCCUGUGGGGUGGAGUUCUGGGUUGCCCUGUCCUGUCUUGGCCAGUUUUGUACAGAGCACCUGGAUGUGCAGGUGAUCCUAGGGCUGAUCCCACCUCCUCUGGAUCUGUUCUCCUUUGGGAAAGGUGACCCUGCACUUUUCCCCUUGCUUAUUUCCCCAGUUCUCUCACUAAGGGAGCAUUGGGACCGGGGUGUUCCAUGGGCACCCUGGCUGGGGUGGGGGUGACUUUGUGCAGAGAUGGCUCCGCCUUGUCCCUUUCCUUCUUUCCAUGAUGUGGACUACAGUGGCUGCUCCUUCCCCAGGGCAUCCCUGGCAGAGGUGAGAGCAGAGUGGGAGCACUCUGGCAGCACAGGUGGUGGAGGGAAUGUGGUGGGGCUGCAGGAUGACCCCCCAGGACCAACCCAGUUCCCUCAAGACCCCCACUGUAAAUCUGCUGCCGUCAAGUAGCCCAGUACCAGCAAGAUCCCCUGAUCCAUCCCAGGGCCAGCCAAGACACCUAAAACCUCCUGGGGUCAGCCAGAGGCCCUAUAGCUCCCUCCCCCAAGUUCCCUAGAGCCCCCCAGGACCACCAGGCUGGAUUCCAGCCACUCUCCCAUCAAACCACCAACCAAGCCUUGAACCCUUUGGUUUGGCGAUGGCCAUGGCUCUUCUCCCAGCUGGGAGCACCUUGUGGGAUCUCUGCCCACCUCGGGCUCCCCAGGACCCUGCCCAGCCUCACUGCACGAUGUGGGGGCUCUCCCCAGCACACAGGCAGAAGCCCAGGACCACAAGAACACAGCCCCCUGUUUCUGCUCCACGGCAUCCCCCUGAAAGAACACAUGAGACCAGCUCAGCACUAUUGCCUUUAUCACACUCAAUACUUGUGCUCCAUGCUGUGUCCUCAGUUCGCGCUCAUUUUCUGCCAAAGACAAGACACGAGAGGCUCAUGGUGAGACCCCUGGCAGGGCAGAGGCAGCGUGGCCAACCCCCUGCAUGGGGGCAGAGGAAGGGGCACCCACCUCGUUGAUCCAGUCGAUGUAGGCGGACACCCGGGUGAAGACCGUCGGCUUCUUGAUCAUG